Molecule: messenger RNA, 2001 nt
Organism: Dichotomopilus funicola
Lineage: Eukaryota; Fungi; Ascomycota; Sordariomycetes; Sordariales; Chaetomiaceae
Product: P-loop containing nucleoside triphosphate hydrolase protein
Exons: 2
Coding region: 1-2001 (666 amino acids)
Cellular component (GO): mitochondrion
Molecular function (GO): nucleic acid binding; ATP binding
Source: RefSeq, a predicted model, not a curated record
AUGAUGAAGACCAGCCUUUUACGGCAGGCCGCCGCAUCCCGCGUCGCCCUGGCCGUCCGCCCAGCCCACGCUGCGGCGUUGAGGGCUUCUUCGGCUGCCCUCGCCUUGUCUCACACCACCCGGAGUGCGGCCACCGUCUACCGCCCUGCUACUUCUCUCAUCCGCUUCUACUCUAGCGAGUCCGCCGCUCCUCGGGAAUACCGCGACGGUACCCCGACGACUCGCAUCACCCGCUUCGCGGACCUGCCCCAGCUCAAUAUCCACGAACGCCUCGUCUCGUCCAUCACCCGGGGUAUGAGCUAUGAGAACAUGACGGAAGUACAGAGUCUGACUAUCAAUGCUGCCCGUGCCGGCAAGGAUGUCGUUGCCCAAGCGAAGACGGGUACUGGCAAGACCCUUGCGUUUCUCGUUCCUAUCGUGCAACGCAUCAUUGACGUCGACCCGGAAUUGGUUAUGCCCCGCCGUCGCAGGGCCAGCGCCAAGGACAUCCGCGCCAUCAUCCUCUCACCUACCCGCGAACUUGCCGAACAGAUCGGGGUGGAGGCAACGAGGCUCUGCCAGGGGACCGGCGUCAUUGUCCAGACCGCGGUGGGCGGUACCCAGAAGAACAUGAUGCUUCGCAGAGUCCACGUUGAGGGGUGCCACUUGCUUGUGGCUACCCCAGGCCGUCUGCACGAUCUCCUCUCCGAUCCCCAGAGCGGCAUUGAGGCCACCAACGUUACUGCCCUCGUGCUCGACGAGGCCGACCGGAUGCUGGACGUCGGUUUCAAGGCUGAGCUUGAGACCAUUGUUCGAUUCCUGCCGGAUACCUCCGAGACGCCCCGCCAGACCCUCCUAUACUCGGCCACCUUGCCCAAGAACGUGGUUGGGAUCGCCCGCCAAUUCAUCAACCCCCACAACUUCGAAUUCGUCCAGACUGUUUCCGGAGAUGAAACACCUACCCACGAGAGGGUUCCGCAGUUCAUCGUUCCCUGCCGCGGGUUCGAAAAUAUUGGCCCUACCUUGCUCGAGCUGCUCCGCCGUGAAACCCGGAAGGGCUUGGAAGGCCCCGAUGCACGCCCUUUCAAGGCCGUUAUCUUCCUGCCCACCACUGCCUCGGUCCAAUUAUACUCUCAGAUCUUCCGCCGCAUAGGGAUGGACCGAUCCCUGCCCAAGGUUCUCGACAUCCACUCUAAGCUCACUCAGGGGGCCCGUACCCAAGCCGCCCAAGACUUCAGGGACGCAAAGUCGGCCAUCCUCGUCUCCUCGGACGUGUCUGCCCGUGGCAUGGAUUUCCCCAACGUCACGCACGUCAUCCAAGUCCAUCCGCCCCAAGACCGCGAUUCGUACAUCCACCGCAUUGGCCGUACCGGUCGUGCCGGCAAGGAAGGUGUGGGAUACCUCGUUGUGGCCGAUGCUGAGAUACCAGAGGCCCGGAACGAGCUCCGUGGCCUGCCGAUCCAGCGCCACAACGAGCUCGAGAGUGCCACGGCCGAUGCCUCUAGCACGGCCCCGCUCCCCCAGACCUUUGCUGACUUCAAGAACAUUGCCUCUCGGGCCCCCCGAGGCUUGCUGGCCAAUACCUAUUCCGCUUUCCUCGGAAAUGCUCGCAAGAUCCACGACCGCCAGGCCAUGGUCGACGAAGUCAACAACAUGGCCAAGUACAGCUGGGGUAUGGACGAGCCCCCCCCGGCCCCCACAAGCUUGGCUCCCACCUACAGGCGGGUCUCUGGUCUGAACUUUAGUGAUGAAUUCGCGGACUACGGCCGUAGUCGCCACGGUUGGGGUGACCGUGACAGGAAUUUCGGCGGCCGUGGUGGUGGCGGUGGUUUCGGUGGUGGUGGUGGUCGCGGCUUUGGUGGUGGUGGUGGAGGCCGUGGCUUUGGCGGUGGAGGUCGCGGCGGAGGUCGCGGUAUGCCCGAGCGUCGUCCCCGCGACGGCUUCGAGGCGAUGGAGUGGGCUGGCAAGCGCGAGCAGGAGGGCCGCGGCGGCCGUGGCCGUCCCCCACCCGCGAGCUUCUAG